AUGUUCAAGACCAGGUACCUGCACGAGGUGCGCAAAGAUAAGUAUGAGCGCUCUGAUGUCUUUGAGGAGCCCAGCAGCCCUCAAGCUUCAACCUCUGGGACCUCUACAAAGUCCGUUCCUGGCUGGGAGAGCCUUCAAGAGCUGAACAGCCGCUUUGCACGUUACAUCAAUCGGGCUCGCGUGCUGGAGCAGCGCAAUGCCGUGUUCCGCAAGCAGCUCGAGACUCUUCAGCGGAUGGAGGAGGAAUCCGGAUUGGAGGAGGCCUUCAGCCAGCAGAUCAACGUCAACCAACAGCGCAUCAGAGAACUGCAGUCUGAGCGAGCCAAACUGGAGAGAGAGCUUAAAGAUGCUGAACGCAUGCUGGAUGAGUACAACAGCAGAUACAGAAAUGAAUGUGAAUAUCAAGAACAGCUGCGGCGCUCACUGGAACAGCUUAAUAAGGAAGCCGAUACGGUGCUAUUGAGGAACCUUGAGUAUCAGAUCCAGCUGCAGUUCCUCCAAGAUGAUGUCAAUGCAACCAAAGAGAGGCACAAAAAGAACCUUGCUGAGAUUCAGACGUAUCUCAACAUUUUGCAUCAGAUCAACCAGACCAUUCCUCUGUUGGCAAACGUUUCGGUUUCAGAGGAACAGGAGAGGUUGGUCGCUCAGCGGAGGGUUCCUGCCCUGAGGAGUCAGCUGGAGGAGUACAAGAGCGCCAUCUGUCAGCUGCAGGCUCAGAAGCAGCGCCUGCAGAAGGAGACCUCCGUGUUGGAACUAACCAUCAAGACCACACAAGAGAGCUACGAUGAUGAAAUCCAAAUAAAGAAUGAACAAAUCGAGUCCCUCAGGAAAGAUAUUGAGGAGGCAGAGAAGUCGCUCGAGAAAUACACCAACAACUGUCGACAGCUGGCUGUAUACCAGACCUCUCUGGAGAAUGAACUUGAGAGGAACAAGAGAAUCAUCGAGAACGAAGACAGCAGGUUGAAUUCAGCAAUAAUUGGAACACCCAUUACCUUUUUACCAAUUGACUACAAAUACACGCAUAUUCCUACCACAAUCAGGAAAGGAAAAGACAUCAACCAAGUUAUCCAAGACAUAACCAGUGUAAAGCCUCGUCAGAAGACCUUGGCCAAGAAAGUGUUGAAAAAGAAAGAAAUAACUUCCAAAGGAGCUAUGGAGAGUGGACUGGAAAAGAGGACAGCAGAAGAGUUUGAGAAAGAGGAGAAAGCACAAAUGAUGGAGGAACAGCCGGUAAGAAGUGAGCAGUGUGUUCCUUGUGAGGACGUGCCAGAUGGAGCCCAGAUCAGCAAGGCCUUUGAUAGUCUUUGUAACAUCAUUCGUGACCGUAUGAGGCGAGUUAGGAAACCUGAGCCCAUCGCUGACUUUUUCAACAAGGGCCAUUACGUCCUGGUCACGGGCGACUCAAACUAUCUUGAUCCCUGCUUCAUCACAACCACCCCCUCCGCCAGUCACGUCUUUGUUACUAUCCGAGAUGGCGCGAUGCCUCAUGGUCCUGACAUGACUGUUACACCGAGCCCCAGCCCACCACCAAGCCCUCGUGACAGCAAAAGCCACAGUCCUCCUCCAGGUCCCAAACCGCCCUCAACCCAACGUGGCAGCAAGAGCAAGACCCCAGAAGAACCAGGCGAUUUCAGAGGCCCUCCACCCAUGCCAUCGCACAGCUCCAUGAGCUAUGAGAAGGUAGAAGCUGUGGAGUCUAUUGAGAAGCUCUCACCAGACAAAAAAGUGAAGGGCUAUGAAGAGACGACCACAGUAGUUGAGACCAUGAUCGAGAAGACGAGCAGAAAGAAGCAUUCUGACAAAACUUCUUAA
Messenger RNA from Triplophysa dalaica, 1812 nucleotides. Its product is annotated as filensin. The record is from RefSeq and is a predicted model, not a curated record. Gene Ontology annotation, biological process: lens fiber cell development. Gene Ontology annotation, cellular component: cytoplasm; intermediate filament. Bases 1 to 1812 code for a protein of 603 amino acids. Lineage: Eukaryota; Metazoa; Chordata; Actinopteri; Cypriniformes; Nemacheilidae. Gene Ontology annotation, molecular function: structural constituent of eye lens. The transcript is spliced from 8 exons.